Molecule: messenger RNA, 924 nt
Organism: Phycomyces blakesleeanus NRRL 1555(-)
Lineage: Eukaryota; Fungi; Mucoromycota; Mucoromycetes; Mucorales; Phycomycetaceae
Exons: 6
Coding region: 1-924 (307 amino acids)
Source: RefSeq, a predicted model, not a curated record
AUGACCUCUUUUGUCAACCUAUUUGCACAAGAGCUUGCAUCAUAUUUGAUCUCAAAUAUGCUUUUCAAACAUACAUUAUUUGUGCAUUUAGAUUGGCUUGAGUAUGCACACACCCAUCUACCCACAUCGGAAACAGUUAUUAAGAUACAAGGUCAUCAUUCUUUACAAACUACAUUUAUUAAGGUGACCUUGGUUUCUGUAUUCCGAUUUGGACGUAGUCUUAUCAGUAUAGUCUUGGCCUUUUAUUCUUCUCCACUUUUAUUUAUUUUUUGGUACACCAAAUAUUAUCCAUUAUCAUGGGAGCGGACAGCUACAAAGCCUGCUGGGAAGAUAAGAGCAAUACAACAGACAUGGGGGGCUCUGGAUAAUGAAUGGCCUUCUUCCUUCGAUCACUUUGUACGCCCAACAAUGUACAUGGCUGCCAUAUUCAGUGUUCUUUUAGCCCUCGUAGCACUAACAGCCGCAAUUGGAAUUUUCAAGAAACGAUUCUUACGACUCGUAUAUUUUUUUCCACUUCCUUGUUUCACAAUAUCCUUGCUAAGUGUUUUCAACGACGUGACAGAAUUGGCUUUGAUGGUGAUAGGCAAAGACUUGUUCUUGGCUGGGUGCGCUAAGGAAAAAACCGAACUUCUUUUGUCUGUGAUGCAAUCCUGUGAUAGUUGUGUUGUCGAACAAGCGUGUAAUCGUAUAUGGAACUCUUCACUGGUGUGGAUAUCGACUGGGACCAUAUUCAAUCUCGGAAUAGAUAUAUGUUUUAUUUGCUGCCUCUAUCGGUUCCAACGUCAGCAGACUCAACUAAGCCGUAUAAUUCCAAAAAAUGGUGAUGCUUUGUCUAUAGAAUGUAGACAGAACAUCGCAAUAGGCUGUGAUAAUAUCCAGGAAGCGUCCACAUUAGCAGUAGGACAAACAUCUACAUCAAAAUAG